This is a messenger RNA of Aspergillus affinis, 2394 nucleotides long. Its product is annotated as Golgi transport complex subunit COG3. Bases 1 to 2394 code for a protein of 797 amino acids. Gene Ontology annotation, biological process: cytoplasm to vacuole targeting by the Cvt pathway; autophagy; Golgi organization. Gene Ontology annotation, cellular component: COG complex; membrane; cis-Golgi network. The record is from RefSeq and is a predicted model, not a curated record. Lineage: Eukaryota; Fungi; Ascomycota; Eurotiomycetes; Eurotiales; Aspergillaceae. The transcript has 4 exons.
AUGCGCCAGCAGACAAAGGGACCGCGAUCCCGUCGACAGACAGUCCCGUCUCGCACGCCCCAGCAGUUCCAGGCUCAGGAGACGCAGGAAACCAAACUCGAGCCGGAGGGUCUGGAUGCGAUUGCGGACAUCCAUAAUGAGUUAGACUUCAUUGAAUGGUACAAUGAAGUUGAAGACAGCUUGCUGGAAUCCAGCUACGAUGAAUACCAAGCGUGCCUUCAUGAGCUGCAGAUGUCCAAAUCCCACCUCGACUCCCUCUUGACCGACACCUCCUCUACCCUCAAAGUUCUCAGCAGUCUGUCCCAGGACUUUCAGGCGGUGGAAUUGCAGACCUCUAAAUUUCAGAAGCAAUGCGAGGGGCUCUUAUCUGCUCAGAAGCGGGACUCGGAAUUGGUGUUAGACAUUCAGGAGAAUCUUCAGUAUUACGAAUUCCUAGAUCCUGCGUCAAGAAGACUUAAUGCGCCGGGUGCGGGCAACACUGUUCGCGGGCAGGACUUCUCGGAUAUGCUUAGACGGCUAGACGAGUGCUUGGACUAUAUGGAGACACAUCCAGAUCAAAAGGAAUCCAGUGUAUAUCGGUCCAGGUACAGGCUACUUCUAACCCGUGCUCUUACUCUCAUCCGAGGACACUUUGUCGCCGCCCUGCGUGACGUGUACUUAAGCGCUUCGAAGAAAAUCGCGGACAAGCAACUGAAUGACACAACGAUGUCCGCCCUACUAUAUGCUAAGUUUAGGGUCGGCGCACCGGAACUAAAGCAGAUUGGUCUUGAAAUCCAAAAGAGAGCAGUCCCUCCUUUGGACCCUGACCAAGGGACGGAAGCUGAAUACCAGAGUCUUCUCAACGAACUUCAUGCUAACUAUGCUGCCACACGUGGCAAGCUCAUCAUUCCGCUGGUGCAUAAGAACCUCAAUGAUAUUGCGCAGGCUCCGAGUACCUCGAAGGACCUUGUCGCCUUCGCCCGCGGAAGUAUCAGCUACGUGCGCGGCGUGUGCUUGGACGAGUUUGAUCUGUGGGAAGAAUGGUUCCAUGGCCAGGGCGGCUUAUACGAUUUCCUGGAAACGCUAUGCGAACCUCUCUACGAUCACCUUCGACCCAAGAUCAUUCACGAAGACAAGAUCAUCCGACUGUGCCAGCUUUGCACUCUACUCCAGACCCGCUAUCUGUUCGAUCAGGAGGAAGAAACAGAGCACACGGAUGCCAACCAGCUCGAUUUCUCCUCCCUGAUUCAGCCGGCAUUGGAGGAUGUUCAGACUCGCCUCGUCUUCCGAGCGCAAGCUUUCCUCCGCGAUGAAAUCGAACGGUACAAGCCCCGUCCGGAAGAUCUCGAUUACCCAGCUCGCAACCGACCGGUCUCAAUCACUGUCACUGAAGGCCAGAUCUCCGGCCGAAAGGUUGCCCCUGCAGAUGCCUUAGUGAAUCUAUCCACUCCAGCCAAGCAAGCCGAAGACAGUGCCGACGCGCCCACGGAUCAAGAUUCUAAGUGGGACUUUGAAUCGCAAACCGCCUUAAGUGGCUGGUAUCCAACCCUGCGCAAGGCCAUAUGGCUUCUAAGCCGGAUAUACCGACUAGUCAAUUCUACCGUUUUCGAUGAUCUAGCACACCAAAUCGUCCACCAAACUAUCCUAUCCCUCCACCACGCGAGCUCCCUCAUGUCCAGCAAAUCUGCCACAGACAGCCAACUCUUCCUCAUGAGCCACCUCCUCAUCCUCAAACAGCAAAUUGUCGCCUUCGACAUCGAAUACGUCGCCCCAGAGGUCUCCUUCGACUUCUCCGGCAUGACCAACACCUUCUGGGAGUUGCGUGAACGCGGCGGUCUCUUCAACCCGCGCAACCUGAUGCGACUCGUCGGACACGGCCUCCUCCCGCGGGUCGUCGAGAACAUGCUCGACGCCAAGGUCGAGCUAGACGGACGUCUCCGCACUGUCAUCAACGACUUCAUCGACGACUUCGCCACCAAAAUGACCGCCUCCCUUCCCGCCCAAUUCAUCGACACGCGAAACCUCCAGCGCGGCGAACUCAUCUUCCCUACCUGCCGCACCAUCGAGUCCGAGGUCCCCGCCCUCCGCAAGUGCCUGGUCGAUUACCUCGACGACACGCGCAUGCGGGAAACCCUCGUCGGCGCGGUCCAGGACCGCGUCAUCCAGAUCUACGAGGAUUUCUUCGACAAGUACAUCUCCGCCGAAAAGAGCAAGGGGAACGCGGUCAGCACGCGGAAGGGUAAAGGGCGCGAGGACGCCGUCUGGGACGUCGAUACGUUUUCCGAGUGGUGUGAGGGUAUCUUCCGGGUUGGCGUGGCGAUGGCAUCUCUGGAAGAAGAUGGAGAUGAUGGCACAACGAGUCGGAGUCUCAGUGUGAGUGGCUCGGCUAGUCUGGCGUCUCAUCGUCGGUCAUAG